AAAUUCUGGCGUUACUAUGUUGUUAUCACCUUUAUCAAAUCGUAACCAUGUUAUUCAUAAUUCUGAAGACAAAUAUGACUUUGAAAAUUCACCAAAUGAUUAUAUUUUGAAAGAUCAUGAUAUUGUGAUAGAACCUGAUGAUAUAGAUCUUUCAUCCCCUCGUGCUCUUGCAGUUAUUACAGAGCAAGUAGUCAUUAAUGUUGAUCUACAACCACUUCCUCAAUCCAAUCAUUUUUUAAUCGAUUCGCUUGAUGAACCAGUUUCUAAAACUAUUCUUCGUGAUCUGAGAAAUAUUGUAAUUAAAUUGAAACAAGUUCUUUAUCCUAAAGGAGAACGUGAUGUUUUACGUGAUUGGGAUUUGUGGGGUCCAUUAAUUCUUUGUUUGACAUUAUCCACAUUAUUGAGUAUUGGUGCACAAAGUCAAGAAGUUACAGUAUUUACAAGUGUUUUUAUUAUUGUAUGGUCUGGUGCUGCUGUCGUGACAAUAAAUGCAAAACUUUUGGGCAGCAAGGUGUAA
Messenger RNA from Racocetra persica, 517 nucleotides. The record is from the annotation of a GenBank genome assembly. NCBI's taxonomy places the organism in Eukaryota, Fungi, Glomeromycota, Glomeromycetes, Diversisporales, Gigasporaceae.